Molecule: messenger RNA, 714 nt
Organism: Priceomyces carsonii
Lineage: Eukaryota; Fungi; Ascomycota; Pichiomycetes; Serinales; Debaryomycetaceae
Gene: RIB5
Product: riboflavin synthase
Exons: 1
Coding region: 1-714 (237 amino acids)
Biological process (GO): riboflavin biosynthetic process
Molecular function (GO): riboflavin synthase activity
Source: RefSeq, a predicted model, not a curated record
AUGUUCACCGGUAUUGUUGAGCUCAUUGGAACGGUUGUAAAGUAUGAGGAAGUGGAUGAAACAGCUGCUGGUGGAAAUGGAGUUUCUAUAACCAUAGAAGAUUGCGCUGCUAUCUUAGAUGAUGUUCAUCUUGGUGAUUCAAUCUCCACUAAUGGUGUAUGUUUAACUGUUACAGACUUCAAUAAAGAGAGAACUUGGUUCACGGUUGGGGUAUCACCAGAAACACUUCGUCGCAGCAAUUUAGGGAAUUUGCACAAGGGUUCAAAAGUGAAUUUAGAAAGAGCUGUAUCUGGACAUACUAGGCUUGGAGGACAUGUCGUACAGGGACACGUUGAUACCAUGGCAACUAUUACAAAGAAGGAACCGGAUGGCAACUCAAUCGUGUUUACUUUCAAAUUGAGAGAUGCUGAUUUCAUCAAGUACAUUGUUGAGAAAGGAUUUAUUGCAAUUGAUGGCACAUCGCUAACAGUCACAAACGUUGACGACCAAAACUUUCAGUUUUCAAUCAUGUUGGUGAGCUACACGCAGCAGAAAGUCAUUUUGCCUCAGAAAUCAGUAGGUGACACUGUGAACAUCGAAGUCGAUUUGACAGGAAAGUUGAUAGAAAAACAAAUAGAAAUUUACCUCAAAAGUCAAAUCGUGCAAGAGGAUGGUGCUUUGAACAAAUUGAUAUCUAGCUUAAUCGAUAAGAAGAUCAAUACUCUUACUAAAUAG